AUGCAUGACUCAUCCAAGUCCGCAAUCAAUAGGAAAGAGAAGCGGCAAACAGUUCGCGCAGCGAAUUCAACCGAGAAAAAACGAGCACCUGAAGCUGGCCUCAUAAUUGGCGGAAGACGAUCGAUUGGAAUGGAGCUGUUUAUACGAUAUGGCCUAGGAGUCAGUUUGAUAGGAAAAGGGCUCGUUUCCCAGGUUGAAAACGAUGCAUCUGUACACACGCCAAAAUCGCGCGUACCCAACCACUGUAGAUCUCUGAUUCUGCCUUACGUCAGACACUUAAAGGAGCAAGCGGUGCUGACGAGAAGUGUCAGUCUUGAGCAUAUUUGA
Messenger RNA from Protopolystoma xenopodis, 327 nucleotides. The record is from the annotation of a GenBank genome assembly. Lineage: Eukaryota; Metazoa; Platyhelminthes; Monogenea; Polystomatidea; Polystomatidae.